AUGGACUCGGAUUCGAAUCUAUUUCUUGAACCUGUCAAAGAGUUUCUUCAGGGGACGACCUCCUCGCCUUGCUCCGUCAUGGCAGAAGCAUUUCUCCAUAGUAUCCCGGACUCGGCCCAGUUUCAGGUCGCUCUCAGUAUCCUGCUGCCUAUAAUGGGUGAUAUCACAGUAUCCGAUCAAGCUCGAAUCCAAGCAGCAUACAUACUUUGGUACCUAUACAGAAACCACUCACUCAGCUUCAACCCAUUUCAAGUCGCUUUCAGAGAAACGCUGGAGUCUGAGAAGGCGCGACCCGGUUCGAUGCUGUCCAGUAGUGCACCAGCAUUCCCUCCCUUCGCAUCUAUGCUCCAAAUGAUUCUUACUGGACAGGGAUUCGAGCUAGCGACUCACUCCCCAGAUAGUUUGGUGACACGAUGGCCAUUUGGCAAAGAAAGCAUAUCACCACGAUCAAUUGCAUCGACGGUGUCCGGAAGUUCUGGUCCUCUGGACCCAGAGUUUGACGACGUGUCCGUGGCAAGACGACUUCUCCAAUGCGCCAGCGAAACAGUUCUUGGCAUCACAGAGGGUCGUAUGCUGCAGAAGAUGCUUCCGACAGUUCCAAUUCCACUCCCUAAGAGGACCGAAGCCGACGACGCACUAUUCCCGCUGAAUGAUCUUCACGCCAUUGUUUCAAACAAUCCCGGGAAUUUGGCCUAUCUCUUGCUCUCACAGAUCAUCUCCCAGUCUUCGGGUGAUGUUCGAGGAUACUGUUGGCCCGUCCUCACUAGUCUGCCACCGACACUCGCGACAUUUGACCUGUGGACGAGGCUGCUGAGGGACAACCGCCCUCUUGCAUUUCCGGACAGCGAUGAGAAGAUGACGGUGGCUGUCUGUGCACGACAAGCCGCACUGAUUGCGUUUGUUUCACAUUGUGACGAUUGUGUGGACCGCAUGCAAGAUGAGGGAGGGCCGGAUGGGCGCCAAAUUGGCAUCAAUCCAGAGGAUGCAUGCGGAAAGGCUAUUCAGAAUUUCUCGAAAUUUUGUCUACUGUUGCUGAGGUCGAGGCCCGACCCGGCGCACGGGAUUUGGGCCGCGGGGAUGGACGAGGAGGAGUGGUUUGGAAUCGUGACUAUUAUCCAGCGCUUUGCACUGAGGUAUUCCAUGUUGGAAGGUGCCAGCGAGCUUUACCGGGUGACUGCGCAACUGGGACAGCGAGGUGGAAGCGAUACGAUGGCCUAUUACGGCUCACUGACGCCCUCACGCCCCGCGCCGUCUGCUCCCAAUGGCAGAGGCGGGCCCGUCAAUAACAGUCUGUACGCAGGCUCGUCGUACUCUGCAAACUAUGCGCCCUACGGCUCUGGGUCGUCCUCUAUCGGCUUUUCGCCAUCAUCCAACGCGUCCUUUCGCUCCGGCUCGUCGACUGCUCUGAGCGCCAGCGGUCCGUCCGACGGCGGCGUCGUCAGGCAAGGUUAUGUCUCUGUCAAGGAAGAUGGCUUUGCAAGCUUUUUGUGGAGCAGAAAGUGGCUCAUCCUCAAGGAGCACCUUAUCUCCUUUCACAAAAACGAGACGGCCCCUCAAACCUCUAUGUUACUCCUCGCGGACAUUACCAAUGUUGACCGGACAGACCUGCGGCCGUACUGUCUGCUCAUCGAGACAAAGGAUCGCAAAAUCUAUUUCAAUCUCAAGAGCGACGACGAAGUCUACGGUUGGAAGGAUGACAUUUACGCGCGUAGCCCUCUCAUGGGAUUCAGCAACCCCGUCAAUUUUGUUCAUAAAAUCCACGUCGGAUUCGAUCCAACGACCGGCAACUUUACUGGCUUACCAGAACAAUGGACACGGCUACUGACCUCGUCUGCGAUUACUCGGGAAGAUUACGCGCGAAACCCGCAAGCCGUUUUGGAUGCCUUAGGGUUCUAUACGGAGCAUCAGAAGCGCGAGUUUGAAGAACACGGUAUGACGGGUGGUAUGGGUGGUGGUAUGGGCGGCGUCGGGUCUCUAUCGAGUAAUCGUCCCCCAUAUGGCUCCUCUGCGCCACGAUUCAAUGAGGGCACUGGCUAUGCUGGCGCCAAAUCCACGGCAUCUCCCUCAGCCUCUACGACGAGCCUCGUUUCCAGAGAGCAACAUGAGCGCCCUUCGUUAACACGACAGGAGAGCGCUCCGCCAGGUUUGGACCCCAAGGGAUAUUCAAGCCGGACGGAUUACGCCAAUGGCACUUCCAGCUCUGCGCGGGGUCCUACUCCACAACUUCAGGCUACCCGUCCAGCUCCUCCGCGCCCACAAGUCCAGCAACAGCCAUCCCGCGGGUCGCCCAAAGCAAGUAGUACGACGCCACCCCGUGCCCAAGGACCCAGAGAUCUUGUGCCGACUAAAUCCAGAGAGGAUGCGCCCGCUCCACAACGAGAGAGGGAACCGCAGCCUGUGCCAGCCCGAAAGGAAUCUAUCAACGAUAGACCGCUACCUCAGCCCACUCCUCAGCAAAUUCAGCAGCAGCAGCGCCAAAGAGAACGCGAAUUGGAAAAGGAGCGAGAACGCCAACGAGAGAGAGAAAGGGAACGUGCAGAACAGUCUCAGCAAGAAGCCCAGCGUCCACAGCUUGUUCCUUCAAAGUCGAUGACCGCAAACGCCAAUCCGGCGACAGAUCCAGCACCAGGCCCGGCAGGCGCACUUGUCGGUCCUCCACCAGUCAAACCUCUUCAACCUGCCAAAAAGCUUCCUCCUGUCGAAAACGCUGCUAUUAGUGCCGCUCAAGCCGCCCUCGAGAAGCCAAUGCCCAAGCAAGUAGAAAAGCGAUUCAGCACAAUGACAGAGGCACAGAUUAUGGAUAAGCUCCGAAGCGUUGUCAACCAAGAUGACCCAAAGACGCUCUACUCGACGAUCAAGAAGAUUGGUCAAGGUGCAUCGGGACAUGUCUAUGUCGCAAAGGCGCUCACGACGGGCAAGAAGGUUGCAAUCAAACAGAUGGAUUUGGCCCACCAGCCCAGGAAGGAGCUUAUCGUCAACGAGAUUCUCGUCAUGAAAGAGUCACAACAUCCAAAUAUUGUCAACUUCCUCGACGCCUACCUUGUCAAAGGGAACGAGCUCUGGGUAGUUAUGGAAUUUAUGGAGGGAGGCGCCCUCACCGAUGUGAUUGAAAAUAACAAUCUGGAGGAAGACCAGAUCUCAAGCAUCUGUCUGGAGACUUGCAAGGGCCUAGGACACCUUCACGAUCAAAGUAUCAUUCACAGAGAUAUCAAGUCUGAUAACGUCCUACUCGACGCGCAAGGCCGCGUCAAGAUCACUGACUUCGGCUUCUGUGCCAAACUCACGGAUCAAAAGUCGAAGAGAGCCACUAUGGUCGGGACACCAUACUGGAUGGCACCAGAGGUCGUGAAGCAGAAAGAGUAUGGCGCCAAGGUUGACAUCUGGUCAUUGGGCAUCAUGGCUAUCGAGAUGAUCGAAAACGAGCCACCAUACCUCGACGAAGAACCCCUAAAGGCACUCUAUCUCAUUGCAACCAAUGGAACGCCAACGCUUAAGAAACCGGAGGCUCUGAGUCGAGAGCUCAAGCACUUCCUGAGUGUUUGUCUCUGCGUCGAUGUGAAGAGCCGAGCAAGUGCGGCAGAAUUGCUGGAUCACGAAUUCUUGAAGAAGGCUUGUUCACCCUCAGGCUUGGCCGCUCUAUUGCGAAAGCAAGUCAAGGCAUCUUAG
Messenger RNA from Serendipita indica DSM 11827, 3666 nucleotides. Lineage: Eukaryota; Fungi; Basidiomycota; Agaricomycetes; Sebacinales; Serendipitaceae. The record is from the annotation of a GenBank genome assembly.